Prorocentrum cordatum is the source of this 1882-nucleotide messenger RNA. The record is from the annotation of a GenBank genome assembly. Lineage: Eukaryota; Dinophyceae; Prorocentrales; Prorocentraceae.
GUGAUUUUUCCGAGUUAUUCUGCUUACGCUUGAGAAACUGUCCUUCAUGUGUUCUGAGCCAGCGCCGAGCGAGAAAAGAGCUCUACGAGGUUCCCGGCGGUGACCUCAGGCUGCCCCCUGGGCGGCCGUGUGCGCGCGGGCGGGCCGUGCGAUGGCGGCUUGAGCACCUCUUGUCUCUGCAGUGGGUGGAGUCAGAUUUGUUGUGUGAGUACCCCUUGCUGUGUGGUGCCAUGACAACGCAAUUUUGUACCUCGUCGACUUCUACUUUGUAUGCCAUGUCCUAUCCCGUUUCUUCUUUCCCAUCCUCGUCGUGGCGGCGGAGAGCGAGAAGGCUGAGACUCGCCAUGUUUCGACAGGCCCUCUUUGACAUCCAUACUCUGCAGUGCGUUCCAGUGGGGGCGCAGUCUCCAGAGGUGGUGCAGUCUCCAGCCGUGGUGCAAUCUCCAGAGAUCCGUGUGCUAGAGGCUCUGGGUGUGAUGACUGAGUCAUUCGACGGAGUCGCUAAACCCGAUGGGCCAACUGAUCGUGGGAAAGCUUUCUCGUCUUAUUAUGUUGCUUAUUCUCCAGAUGCGGUGCAGUCCCUUGAUGGUGUGCUGGGUUCUGUUUCUUUUCUUCCUGGUGUUCAGAAUGAGGAGCUGCAGGACGAGGUGUUGCAGAAUGAGGAUUUGCAGAGUGAGGAGGUGCUGAAUGAGCAGUUGCAUUAUUCUCAUCAUAAAGAUUCUGUUGAUCCAGGUGUUCUGAAAGAGGAGUUGCAUGAUGAGGAUUGCAUUGUUCUCAUCAUAAAGAUUCUGUUGAUCCAGGUGUUCUGAAAGAGGAGUUGCAUGAUGAGGAGUUGCAGGGUGAGGAGUUGCAGAAUGAGGAGUUGCGGAAUGAGCAGUUGCAUUAUUCUCAUCAUAAGGAUUCUAUGGCUUCACACCCUGGGAGUUCCACGACUGGGAGAUUAUCUAAUGCAGUUGUGAGUUCAGCAGUGACGGAGGACGAGUGUCAAGCUGCCAGGGACUGGGCCUUGCCGGUGUCGAUGUCAGCGCCCUUUGGCGUGAGCUACACCGACUCCCGAGACAGGAGUUUCAGCGUAGGACUGAGGCUCUUCAUGCAUACAGGCUGCAAAUGGGAAUUGAAAGUUCCGAGGAGGAUGAUUUGCAACAAGGGGGUCCUCAGAGUUCUACUUCCAGGAGUGCAUUGACGCGGAGCGGCAAGAAGGAUCGGAAACGGCACAGAUGAUGCACAUGUGAUUGAUCCUGCACGUAUGUUUUUGACAUUGCGUUGCCUUUCUUCAUGCCUGUGUGUGUUGUCGUGCAUGCGCGUGUGUUGAAUAAGAGCUUCGCCUGAUCCCUUAGGUCAUUCGUUGCUUCCUUGAUUUGAGUGCUCAUUGACCUUUGAACGUGACUUUCCGUGAUUUGUCACGUGGUGCCUCAAAGUAGGCCUUUGAUCUGGUCGACACCAGGUUUCACUUAGACAUGGUUUCACACGUCCAGGUUUCAUUUAGGCAUGGUGUCAAAGCACACUCGCUAUCUCAGUUCUCUUAGUUUCGUGUUCUUUCUCAGUGGUGUUGAGACGGUAAUCGCUGUAUAAACCAGUGGUUACUGUAUGGUCUCUCGCUGCUUCUUGUUGUCUUGUACAGCUUCUUUGAUCAUCUUUGUCGUUUUGCAUUCUAGUGUAUUGGCAGUCUUGUGCAUAUCUGUACAGCUUCGCUGUUUGAUGCACCUCUGCUUUAAUCUUUGCAGCUUCGCUGUCUUCCUGUACAGCUUCGCUGGUUAGGUUCUUUGUGUUUAGGCCUGCUCCCAUGGGAGCUCGAACCGGCCUUCGCAAAAGACGCAAAAACCUGGUUGACGGUUUACCGCCGGCUCCCAGUUCCGGGGCGCUGGAGAGCUAGUUGGCAAGA